Papilio polytes (common Mormon) is the source of this 2998-nucleotide messenger RNA. RefSeq names its product protein yellow-like (gene Y-e). Gene Ontology annotation, cellular component: extracellular region. The coding region runs from base 152 to 1384 and encodes 410 amino acids. Lineage: Eukaryota; Metazoa; Arthropoda; Insecta; Lepidoptera; Papilionidae. The record is from RefSeq and is a predicted model, not a curated record. The transcript is spliced from 8 exons.
GUCGUGUGGAGAGGGGGCGGGUAAAUUUGGCGCGCUCGGCCGCUUGUUAUUUCAGUAGUGUUUGCGGGCGCCAGACAUUCGCGCCUUCUUGUGUUUGUUCGUAUACGUGACCCCACACGCCGGAGGACAUUCGAUAAUUUACAGGCACGUCAUGGCGUCGAGGAUACUGUUGCUAAGCGUGUGGGUUGCUGCCGCUAGUGGAGCGCUUGAAGUGGUUAACCAAUGGAACCAUCUUCAGUUCGACUUUCCCCCGGACCCAGUGCUGCUAGAGAAGUUCCAGCCUGAGAACACGGUGCCCACUGGCUUGGAGAUAGGCUGGGACCGGCUCUAUAUCGGUAUACCGAGGCUACGGGCUGGUGUGCCCGCUACUCUAGCCUGGGUACCCCGUAGCCUACCGCCCGGUGUUAGCCCUGUUUUACAGGCCUAUCCGGACUGGUCGUGGCACACUGCGGGGCGCGGUGACAUCAACUGCACGGGUCUGGUGUCGGUAUACCGCACCCGCGCAGACCGCUGCAACCGUCUCUGGGUCCUCGAUUCCGGCGUCUUCACCAGUCUUGAUGACUUCCGCCGCGUCUGUCCACCCAAGAUACUUAUCUUUGAUAUGGCUACUGAUCGUCUGGUGCGCAGCGUGUAUUUCCCACGGGAGUUGCUUCGGCCGAGCUCUUUGCUGACCAACCUAGUGCUGGACGACACGCGCGCCCCCAACCCGCACCUCGCGGCUACUUGCGACCACAUCUUCGCCUACAUCAGCGACACUGUUACCCCAGGUAUCAUCGUGUACGACAGCCGUCGCGACAACGCAUGGCGAGUAACCCACGCGUCAAUGUAUCCCGACCCUAACCUCGGUGAGAUAGACAUCACCGGCGAGAAGUUCACUCUAAUGGACGGUGUCGUGGGCCUGGCGCAUUCCCCCGCACAGGGACUUCUUUACUACCAACCACUCGCUACCGAUAGAUUAUUUAGCGUGUCAACAGCGGUACUAUCCGCGGGACCUCUGGCGGAGGGUGCGGAUUUGCCAGUCAACCUCGUGGGUCGCAAAUCCUCGCAGGGUCUCGGCGUUACCGUCGAUCCUAGAGACGACACUAUCAUAUUCAGCCCGAUGACUGAAACUGCUAUCGUCGCUUGGAAUCCCAUCACCAAUUCUCACAGGUUGUUGGCGCAGGACGCAGAGAAACUGCAGUUCUGUGCGGAGGUGCGGUGGGCGGAGCGCGACAACGGCGCAGUAUGGGCUCUUUCUUCGAGAUUCCAGAAGUACUUCUUGCGAACUAUCUCUAAACACGAGAUUAACAUCAGGAUAGUGCGUGUGGUGGACGGCGCCUACGUGAGUCUACAGCCGCAUGUGCUGCGACGCGCUGCCACGCACUUCAACGCCACGCAAUACUGAGCCAACAAUUACACAGGGUCGUUUUAACCAAAUCAGACGCUUACUAAAUUCACUCUGGCACCCCUAAAGUAGUAUGCCCAAAUCCUAUUUAAACGACCCUGCAUUUUAAAUGUUUUAAAAACCAUAUGCCACACUCAAAUUCAUUUAACGUUUACCUAAAUACUUGCAUUUAGAGUAAGUAAUAAAAUCUACACUAAGAGGUAGUCCCGCUUAAAGACUCUGAAUGCAGCAGUUAGUGUAACACUAAAUCUACAAUUUACUGUAUAAUUUAAUUGAAUGACAAUGAGUGCGGCAGUUAUACUUAACUUUAUUUUCUAUAAUUUUCAUAUAAUCACGUCCGUGCAUCGGGGUAGACAGAGAUUUGAUCCUAACGCCUACAAAAUAGAAAGUAAUAAAACGAAUAACAGCUUAAUUUCUUUUCAGUUUUAGUACACAACUUGAUAUUUGUCUAUACAAUUAACUAUAACAUUACAGUACUAAAUCAAAAAACUAAGAUCUCGAUAAAAGAGGCUUUGCUAUUCUCUGCCUACCCCAUUUGUAUUCUUAUAUGUCAUCUCAUUUCGUGUUUAAGAAUUAAUUAUUUAUUUUUUAUUGCUUCAUUUAACAAGUUUUGGAAAAUUGUAUCGUAUUGUUUUACUUUCAUGACCAACCACACUCAGUCUUGUUACUAAGGCAGUCCGUUAGUGUAUCUAUAGUACACAAAAGCAACAGUAAUUGGCUGCUUAGGGAUGACUUAAGAAUCCUUUAGUAUGGCAGUCAGUUUAUUUUAGUUUACACUUCCAAUUGUAAAACAAUGUGUAACAAAAUGUAACUGUCAUGCUUGUUUCGGUACUUAGUGCUUGUAUUCUCGCUUGAUUGGUUUUAGGUUAGUUUCGUUUGACGUGGUUUUAGUCAUACAUAUAAAAUGUGAUGCAUGCUUAUUUAAUAAUAAUUUAUACCUAAUAAAUAAUCUUUAUUAUGAUCAAGGCUAUAAUCCUUUACAGAUCCAAACAUUUUUUUUUUCCAAUUAAGUCAAUUUUAUUUUUCGGUAACGUGUUCUAAAACAUCGUCUGUUAACAUAUUUAGCCAUAAAUAUAACAAAAUGUAACAGGAAGCCAGUAAUUAAAAUGUGAAAUAGAUAUAGAUAAUAAUAAAAUUAUAUUAUGCCAGGUUUAUACAAAAUGUCUUGAAAAACGGCAGCUUGCGGAUAAUGUCGAAUUAUUAAGUUAUUAAAAUAAUUUCAAUAAACAUGCGAUUAUUUUAUUUUUAAAUAAUGUACCUUGAUGUUGGUUACCAUGACAAUUGAGUGCGUAGGGUUUGUAUUUUAUAAGUUACCUAUUUCUAGAAGAAUUUAUUUUUAACCAGUGAGUAUGUACUAAAGGAAAUUAAAGAUUCUGUAUUGCUUCUACUGAAUGUAAAAUUACAAUGUAUACUUGAUUUUUUUUAUUUUUUAUACUUAUUUCGUAAUAAGCUUUGUAAAUAGUUACCCUACAAUAUUGCUAUUGAUUUAUUAUAUAGAUACAUAAUGAAUGUAAUGGCAAUUAAAAUGUUAGCUCUCAAUAGUACUUAUAGUUAUACACUAGGUGAAAUGUAUAUCGAUUCUUCAUAUGAAUAAAAUGUUGUAAAACCGUGAAA